Molecule: messenger RNA, 1880 nt
Organism: Cuculus canorus (common cuckoo)
Lineage: Eukaryota; Metazoa; Chordata; Aves; Cuculiformes; Cuculidae
Gene: ADI1
Product: acireductone dioxygenase 1
Exons: 4
Coding region: 71-613 (180 amino acids)
Molecular function (GO): acireductone dioxygenase [iron(II)-requiring] activity
Source: RefSeq, a predicted model, not a curated record
CUGUCCCGCCCCGCUCUGCCCAUCCCGGCCCGUCCCCUCGCCGCCGCGCUGCCGGUGCCGGGCCGGGGCCAUGGUGCAGGCCUGGUACAUGGACGAUGCCCCCGGGGAGCCGCGGGCCCCGCACCGGCUGCAGCCGAACCGCCCCGUCAGCCUCGAGCAGCUGCGGCGCCUCGGGGUCACCUACCGCCGGUUGGAUGCUGAUAACUAUGAGACCGAUCCAUGUCUGAAAGAGAUCCGGAGAGCAGAGAAUUAUUCUUGGAUGGAUAUUGUUACCAUACAUAAAGACAAGCUUCCAAAUUACGAGGAGAAGAUAAAAACAUUUUAUGAAGAACAUUUACACCUAGACGAUGAAAUUCGCUACAUCUUGGAAGGAUCUGGCUAUUUCGAUGUUCGAGACAAGGAUGACAAAUGGAUCCGCAUUUUCAUGGAGAAAGGAGACAUGAUCACGCUCCCUGCCGGCAUCUAUCACCGAUUUACUGUGGAUGAGAACAAUUACGUGAAGGCAAUGCGGCUCUUCGUCGGGGAACCCGUCUGGACAGCGUACAACAGGCCGGCUGAUGACUUUCCCGCUCGGAAACAGUAUAUGAAAUUUUUGGCUGAAGAAGCAAAGUGAUGGUGCCCGAGACCUGACAGGUGGAACAGCCCAAAGCCUUGUCAGAAUGUAUGUCUGGUGGCUUUUCACUGAUUAGACUUCUUCUAUUUACAUAUACGAUUGGAAUCACAGAAUCUUAGAAAAAAUUAGCUUGAAAGGUCAUUUGGAGGUCAUCUAGUCUAACCCCCUACGAAGUCCCAGGCUAAACUUAAGGCUUGACCAAAUUGCUUGAUACCUUGAGGUUUGGAAAACUCCAGUGGUGGAGGUUCCACAGACUGUCUGGGCACCCAUUCCAGCACUUAAUGGCUCUCAUGGGCAAGUGUUUGUUCUUCAUGGUCUGCUCCCUGGUCAUUGCUUGCAGUUGUCUCUUGCCCUUUCAUUGAAUGCCUGAGAAGAGUCCGGCUCUGUCUUCUCCGCAGGCCCUUCUCUAGAGGGAAGCUGUAGUUAGAACUAUCAGCCACCUCCUCUCCGGGCUAGACAAACUAGUGUCCUUGGCUGGGCUCUCUUCCACCAAGGAAGAUGUUCAACAGGUUUUGCCCUAGUUUUGUCUGCUGAGGAAUGUCAUUGUAACCAGCUGACUUCAACCACCGGCUCUUUUGAGCCUGACAUUCCAGAAGUUUUUCACCCUCCUACUGUGGGGGACACCGUUGAAAGCCUUACUGUGGUCAAGGUGAAUGACAUCUGCUGUUCCCCUCUCCCUCAUCGUCUCUUAGACGGCAGCCAGUGUGCGCCCUUGGUAAAUUGGCAUGGACUGGUUGUUCCCAUCACCUGCUGUUUCGUGUGCCUGGAAUGGCUUCUGUAGUGCCUUAUUCUGGAAUUCUGGGGACCAGCAUGGGGCUGACCAGCCUGUACUUCCCUAGAUCUCCUCUCCAUCCUUCUUAGGGGUGACAACGGCUUUUACCUUUUCCCAGUCAAAAAGAUUUCCCUGCUCACUGUGACCUUUCAGAGACGCCAGCAGCCGAUUGCAUUUACAAUCGCUUAGAAAUCCAUUUUCUAACCUUUCUUCCCUUGAUAUUUCUGGCAGGUGGAAUCGGGAGAGGUGGGCUGCAUUAAUAUUCAUUCUGGUCUGAAUCCAUGCUAAUGAACUAGGUAGGAUUCUGGUUUUAAUUAAAGAAAAUAAACUCGGCUUUAUUCUUGUCUAAAAAUGUUCAUAAGAUAAAUUUGCAUAAUCGACAUUUUAGCGUGCAGCUUCCUCAGUUCUGCCCUGGUACAUAAAGCUGUGGAUUUUGCUCAGUAAAAUGUAGCAAAUUGCUCUCGUGAGCUAUUAAUAAAAUUACUUUGACUUGGU